AACCUUUGAAGUAUCAAUUUGUACUUCCUUCUUCCCCCCUAACCCUAACUACCGCCACGUGCCAUCUCGCCGGAGCCACGUGCGGCACUCAGACACAGCAAAUCAACAUCAGGAGUUGCUCGUUCAGACAACAAGAUUAGAUUCUGCAAACCCUAACAUUUCUUCUUCUUCUUCUUCUUCUUCUUCUUCUUAUUCUUCACUGUCACUCAUUUUCUCUGCAAAGCAACUCAAAUCUCUUUCAAAACCCUAGCUGACGUUGCUCCAAGGCAUAGGUUUUGGCGGUGCAUUGUCCAUCAUUUUACGCUUUCCCGCUAGGUAGGGCUGUGAAAUUUCAAGAGGUGUUACUCAUAAGCAUGCUGGUCUUCUUGUUAUUGGGAUUUAAGCUAGUGUCAGUUUGGGAAGCAUUCAUAGUGACUUUGUAUCCAUCUAACAAGGUUAACCAUUUGAUGAGGAGGAAGCUUUCAUUGUCUUUAUUACUUACUCAUUUUUAAACCGAUAAGGGUCAACAGCUGGACAGAGUUGCACAAGUUGCUAGUAACAAGUUAUCUGCUGUGUCUAUCAUCAAAUGUCAAAAGGUGUUCUAGCAGUUGUCAAACCCAAGAUGAAGUCUUACAUCUGGCUUCAAACCACUGAUGGUUCAAUACAACAAGUAGAAGAAGAGGUUGCAAUGUUUUGCCCUGUUAUUUGCCGAGAAUUUCUCCAAAAAGGCAUGGGAUCUUCAAAAAACUAUCCUAUAUUGCUUCCAGAACGUGUAAAUCCUGCUAUGUUGGGAUUGAUACUUGAUUACUGCCGGUUUCAUCAAGUACCUGGCCGAUCUAAUAAGGAGCGUAAAACUUAUGAUGAGAGGUUUAUUCGAAUGGAUACACAAAGAUUGUGUGAGUUGACAUCUGCUGCUUACAGCCUAAAAUUUAAGCCUUUAGUUGAUCUCACAUGUCGUGCACUUGCUAGAAUAAUUGAAGGAAAAACAUCUGAGGAGAUACGGGACACAUUUCAUUUAGCUGAUGACCUCACAGAGGAGGAGAAGUUGGAACCUCUCAGAAACAUAACUGAUGAUCCGCGUAUCCGUCGUUUGAAUAGAUUAUAUGCUAAAAAACGGAAAGAAUUGAAAGAGAGAGACAAACCAAAGGACAAUUGGGUUGAGGAGGAGCACGUGGAUGAACGGUCAGUUGAUGAUCUAUUAUCAUUUAUAAAUGGAGGUGGUAAGGACACCAAAGGAGUUAGAACAAUGAAGAAUAAAAAGAAAAACAGGAGAAGAAAAGAGCAAGCAAAGGACUCUACUUCUAGUAAUUCAGAUGAGUUGAAUGCUGCUUGUGUUGCUAGCAAUGAGGGCAACAUUGAUCACAUUUUAGUGCCAACUCCCAGUGAAACUUCAAAGUUGCAUGACUCUUUCGAUUCUUUGUUUGAUGAGAGCGAUAGUGAUGAUGGUUUAGAUCCUGCAAUGAAAGAGCAACUUGACAGGGAAGUGGAGGACUUCGCCCGCAUAUUGAAUUCAAACUGGCCAGAAAGAAAGCGGGAAAUUUUAUCAUUAGGCAAUGAAAGAAGACUUGUACCAAUAUCUGGAAAUGUCAAUGGUUCCAUAAAUAGACUUCCGAGUAAGCAACUUUAUUUUUCUUAAUUGUAUAUAAUUAUGUUCAUUACAUCAGGAUCCUCUUUAAUUCUCAUCUACUCAAAGAGGGUUUUGUUUAAGGGAGGUAUAAGUUCUGGGGCAUUGUCGAUGAGAAAUUAAUGGGGAUUUAGGGUUCAAGAAGAUAAGAAUGAUUUAUGUCAGAGAUGUGGUGGUUUGAACAAGACAUUAUAAAGACAGCCAAAAGGAAAAAAAGGAAAAAAACAAAGACAAAAUAAAACAAAGAUGGAUUUUCAUUCUUCAGGAAGCAUUGCAGCUUGAGUGGUUUAUAAAAUUAAAUGCUUGUACCGAAUUUAUUGCUACCGGUACUUGGCAUUGGAGUGGGUUGGUAGUGCAUGUGAGUAAAUUUCAUUUUAGGCAUGUUGUAGAGGCAAAGAAAGAAAACAGGAGAAAAGAAAAUAUUUUCAAUUUUGCUCAUUUUUUCAAUUUGUUGUGUUGCCAGCGUUUGGGGCUUUCUCCUGUUGUUGCUGCUGUUGGUACAAUAAGAAAAUAAUGCCAGUGUUACAGU
This is a messenger RNA of Rubroshorea leprosula, 2132 nucleotides long. NCBI's taxonomy places the organism in Eukaryota, Viridiplantae, Streptophyta, Magnoliopsida, Malvales, Dipterocarpaceae. The record is from the annotation of a GenBank genome assembly.